AGCGGAGACACCUGGGGUCUGAAGCCGCUCGCGCACAGCUGGCUGCGUGACCUUGGGACCAGUGUGGACCUGUUGCGUGCCUCAGUUGCCCUGCCUGUCAAAUGAGCUGGUGACCCUGUUUGCAGCACGAUGUCCGAAGAGGAGGCGGCUCACAUCCCCAGACCCAGCGGCUCAGAUUCCCAGACCCAGCAGGUGAGGGCUGCGCCUCCCAUGGAGCGGGGACACAAGGAAUUGUGUGGGACAGUCCCUUCUAGGAGCGUUUCAGGCCAGAAUGUGGUGCAGCGUGUGGUGGCUCUGCCCCUGGUCAGGGCCACGUGCACCGCGGUCUGCGAUGCUUACAGCGCAGCCAAGGACAGGCACCCGCUGCUGGGCUCUGCCUGCCGCCUGGCUGAGAACUGCGUGUGCGGCCUGACCACCCGUGCCCUGGACCACGCCCAGCCGCUGCUCGAGCACCUGCAGCCCCAGCUGGCCUCCGUGAACAGUUUCGCCUGCAGGGGCCUGGACAAGCUGGAGGAGAAGCUUCCCUUUCUGCAGAAACCUUCGGAAACGGUGGUGACCUCGGCCAAGGACGCGGUGGCCAGCAGUGUCACGGGUGUGGUGGACCUGGCCCGGCGUGGCCGGCGCUGGAGCGUGGAGCUGAAGCGCUCUGUGAGCCAUGCCAUGGACGUUGUGCUGGAAAAAUCAGAGGAGCUGGUGGAUCACUUCCUGCCCAUGACGGAGGAAGAGCUCGCGGCACUGGCGGCUGAGGCCGAGGGCCCGGAAGUGGGUUCGGUGGAGGAUCAGAGGAGACAGCAGGGCUACUUUGUGCGCCUCGGCUCCCUGUCGGCGCGGAUUCGCCACCUGGCCUACGAGCACUCUCUGGGGAAACUGAGGCAGAGCAAACACCGUGCCCAGGACACCCUGGCCCAGCUGCAGGAGACGCUGGAGCUGAUAGACCACAUGCAGUGUGGGGUGACCCCCACCACCCCGGCCUGCCCCGGGAAGGUGCACGAACUAUGGGGGGAAUGGGGCCAGUGCAAUCCGAAGACCCGCCGCCGAAGCCAGGCAGAGCUGGAGACGCUGGUGCUGUCCCGCAGCCUGACGCAGGAGCUGCAGGGCACGGUAGAGGCCCUGGAGUCCAGUGUGCGGGGCCUGCCCCCCAGCGCCCAGGAGAAGGUGGCUGAGGUGCGGCGCAGCGUGGACGCCCUGCAGACUGCCUUCGCUGAUGCCCGCUGCUUCAGGGAUGUGCCAGCAGCCGUGCUGGCCGAGGGCCGGGGUAGCGUGGCCCGAGCACACGCCUGCGUGGAUGAGCUGCUGGAGCUGGUGGUGCAGGCCGUGCCGCUGCCCUGGCUGGUGGGACCCUUUGCACCCAUCCUUGUGGAGCGACCCGAGCCCCUGCCUGACCUGGCGGACCAGGUGGAUGAGGUCAUCGGGGGCCCUGACCCCCGCUGGGCGCACCUGGACUGGCCGGCCCAGCAGAGAGCCUGGGAGGCCCAGCACAGGGAUGGGAAUGGUGAUGGGGACGGGAUGGGUGUCGCCGGGGACAUCUGUGAGCAGGAACCCGAAACCCCCAGCUGCUCGGUCAAGCACACCCUGAUGCCCGAGCUGGACUUCUGACCACAUGGGCCAGUGGAGGCUGGGAGGAAAGGCCACCUACAUGCCCAGAUCCCUGCUGCCCCCUGGUGGCCACACGUAAGCACAAGGUCUUGGCCUUGACCCUUCUGUAGAAUCAGACCCAACUCAGGAUCCCUGACCACGUUUUUGGUAUUAGACUCUCCCAUUUUUUCCUUGCACACAUGGACAAAGAGGCCCAGGGGGAGCAGGACCUCGAACCCAAUUCAGGCCAGCUUGAGCCACGAGCUGGGUUCUUCACCUAUGUCCUGCUCCCUGGCUCCAUGAAGCUAAUCCAAACCUCUCCAAGAGGCUGGGCACAGUGGCUGAUGCCUCUAAUCUCAGCACUUUGGGAGGCCGAGGCGGGUGGAUCAUCUGAGGUCAGGAGUUCGAGACCAUCCUGGCCAACAUGAUGAAACCCCAUCUCUAUUUAAAAAAAAAAAAAAAGCCAGGCGUGGUGGUGUGCACCUGUAAGUCCCAGCUACUUGUGAGGCUGAGGCAGGAGAAUUGCUUGAACCCGAGAGGCGGGAGGUUGCAGUGCGCAGAGAUUGCGCCACUGUACACCAGCCUGGGUGACAGAGCAAGACUCUAUCUAAAAAAUAAUAAUAACAGCCUCCCCAAGAAACAAACACACAUUUUGCCCAAUGCCUGCUGUUUGGGGCUUUGAAAAGUGAGCCCUGACUGGGUGUGGUGGCUGACGCCUGUAAUCACAGCACUUUGGGAGGCCAAGGUGGGAGGACUGCUUGAGCCCAGGAGUUGGAGGCUACAGUCAGCCAUGAUCUGGCCCCUGCACUCUUGCCUGGGUGACAAAGCAAGACCUUAUCUCAUUUUUUAAAAAAAUACUUUCCAGGGAAACACACCUUUUGCCCUAUUUGGAACUUGGACAAGGGAGUCCUCCUCCUCCCUCAGUUUUUACAUCCUGGACUGGUGGGUUCCCCGAAGAUGCCCGUGGGCUGUGCUGCUCAGCCUGCCACACCCGCUUGCUUUGCUGUUUGAGAUUUGCCCCCAGAAUAAAGGUCCUUUUUGAUGUUGAAA
This is a messenger RNA of Macaca mulatta (Rhesus monkey), 2625 nucleotides long. NCBI's taxonomy places the organism in Eukaryota, Metazoa, Chordata, Mammalia, Primates, Cercopithecidae. The record is from RefSeq and is a predicted model, not a curated record.